UUUUCUCACAAACUUGGUCAUUUCUUUUUUUUUGCUGCUUCUCUUCUCCCAAUGCAAGAAAAUAGAAAAAAAAACAGAGCUCUCUCUCCCUCUCUCUCUUCCUUUUGUAUCCUUUCUUCCUCCUUUUUCUUCAACGAAGGUAUCUUUUGUUUCUUCUUUAUACUUUACUCUUUACUCCAUCACUAUCAGGACUCUAUAUCACUCUCUUGUACAAAGUGGUUCUUACCUCUCGUCUUUUUGUUCUAAUUUUGCAUCUGAAAUGUUGGCUUUGCUGAUAAUCAUCGUUGCUCUUCUCUGCAACUACAACUACAUCCCCCAUGUGACUGUUAGUGGCUUAAACGACGAGGGCUUCGCGCUCCUAACGUUCAAGCAGAGCGUCCACGAUGAUCCUACCGGUUCCCUCAGCAAUUGGAACUCAUCGGACGAGGACGCAUGUUCGUGGAACGGUGUUACUUGCAAAGAACUCAGGGUGGUGUCUCUAAGCAUUCCAAGGAAGAGCCUUUACGGUUCUCUCCCUUCGUCUCUAGGGUUUCUCUCCAGUCUCCGUCACUUGAAUCUCCGGAGCAAUAGGUUUUAUGGGUCGUUGCCUGUUCAGCUUUUCGAGCUUCAAGGACUCCAAAGUUUAGUCCUUUACGGCAAUUCCUUUGAUGGGUCCUUGUCGGACGAGAUCGGUAGGCUUAAGCUUCUUCAGACAUUAGAUUUGUCGCAGAACCUCUUCAACGGGUCGCUACCGCCUUCGAUUCUGCAAUGCAGCAGGUUGAGAACACUCGAUGUCAGCCGCAACAAUCUGUCUGGUCCUUUGCCUGAUGGGUUUGGCUCAGCGUUCGUCUCUCUGGAGAAACUCGACCUCGCCUUCAACCAAAUCAACGGUUCGAUCCCUAGUGACAUCGGAAACCUCUCUAAUCUACAAGGAACUGCUGAUUUCUCUCAUAAUCACUUCACCGGUUCAAUCCCACCUGCGCUGGGAGAUCUUCCUGAAAAGGUUUACAUUGAUCUCACUUUCAACAAUCUCUCCGGUCCCAUUCCUCAAACUGGUGCUCUUAUGAACAGAGGACCAACGGCGUUUAUCGGCAACACUGGGCUAUGCGGCCCGCCAUUGAAAGACCUUUGCCCAGGAUAUGAACCCGGCCUCAAUGCCUCUUACCCUUUUAUCCCAAGCAACAACCCGCCCGAAGAUUCGGAUAGCAACUCUGAAGCCAAACAAAAGUCAAGUGGUUUGAGCAAAAGCGCCGUCAUUGCCAUUGUUCUCUGCGACGUUAUAGGUAUCUGCCUCGUGGGUUUGCUUUUCACUUACUGCUACUCAAAGUUCUGUCCUUGCAACCGCGAGAACCAGUUCGGAUUCGAUAAAGAAUCCAAGAAAAGGGCUGCAGAAUGUCUGUGUUUCCGGAAAGACGAAUCUGAAACGCUAUCUGAAAACGUAGAGCAUUGCGACAUUGUGGCCCUUGACGCUCAGGUAGUGUUUAACCUGGAGGAGCUACUAAAAGCGUCAGCCUUUGUUCUAGGGAAGAGCGGAAUCGGGAUUGUGUACAAAGUGGUUCUAGAGAACGGUCUCACACUGGCCGUCCGGAGAUUAGGUGAAGGAGGGUCUCAGAGAUUCAAGGAGUUUCAGACAGAAGUUGAAGCCAUUGGGAAACUGAGACAUCCUAACAUUGCUGGUCUUCGAGCUUAUUAUUGGUCUGUGGAUGAGAAGCUUCUCAUCUACGACUAUGUUCCCAACGGUAACCUCGCAACCGCCCUCCACGGAAAGCCAGGCAUGGUGACUAAUGCUCCCUUGACGUGGUCUGAACGGCUGAGGAUAGUGAAAGGGAUUGCGACAGGGCUUGUUUAUCUCCAUGAGUUCAGUCCAAAAAAAUACGUCCAUGGAGACCUCAAGCCCAGCAACAUUCUCAUCGGACAAGACAUGGAACCUAAGAUCUCUGAUUUUGGACUUGCACGGUUGGCUAACAUUGCUGGAGGUUCUUCUCCGACCAUACAGUCUAACAGAAUCAUCCAAACGGAUCAACAGCCGCAAGAGAGGCAACAACACCAUCACAAGAGUGUAUCUUCGGAGUUCACUGCUCACUCUUCGUCUGGAUCCUACUACCAGGCACCCGAGACUCUCAAGAUGGUAAAACCAUCACAGAAGUGGGAUGUUUACUCUUUUGGGAUCAUAUUACUGGAACUGAUAGCGGGUAAGUCUCCGGCAAUGGAGGUGGGGACAUCGGAAAUGGAUAUAGUUCGAUUGAUACAAGUAUGCAUUGAGGAGAAGAAACCAUUAUGUGAUGUUCUUGAUCCUUGUUUGGAUCCUGAGGCAAAUAAGGAAGACGAGAUUGUCGCUGUUCUCAAGAUUGCGAUCAGUUGCGUAAAUAGCAGUCCAGAGAAAAGGCCUACCAUGAGGCACGUUUCUGAUACUCUCGACAGAUUACCUGUGGCUGGCGAUUGAGACAUCUAGAGAUAUGCACAUAAAGCUUGUUUUAAAAGAUGAAGCUGCAAUCACUUGGAGCAUUUGCACCUGACGAUGCUGAUGUGGUUACCGUUUUUGUUUUUGUUUUUUUGUCCCGUCUUUGUUAGUGGUUAUUAAUUAAGUUGUGCCUCACUUCAUAAUCGUUUUUAUAGCUUAAAGUUUCCGGUA
Camelina sativa (false flax) is the source of this 2611-nucleotide messenger RNA. Its product is annotated as receptor protein kinase-like protein ZAR1. Gene Ontology annotation, molecular function: protein kinase activity; protein binding; ATP binding. Gene Ontology annotation, biological process: protein phosphorylation. Lineage: Eukaryota; Viridiplantae; Streptophyta; Magnoliopsida; Brassicales; Brassicaceae. The record is from RefSeq and is a predicted model, not a curated record.